Molecule: messenger RNA, 2252 nt
Organism: Oenanthe melanoleuca
Lineage: Eukaryota; Metazoa; Chordata; Aves; Passeriformes; Muscicapidae
Exons: 2
Coding region: 112-1119 (335 amino acids)
Source: RefSeq, a predicted model, not a curated record
CAGUCUGGAUCUGGCCUGAGCUCCUACUGAGCAUGACUGCAAGGUUGUGACACCAGCAACAGAAAGCAGCUCCUGAUCCUCAGCUCUCCCCAUGUGCUGCAGAGGCCAAAUAUGACCACAGAGAUGGAUGGCAACUGUGCCAUCUGCCAGGACACCUGGGAUGAUGUGGCUUCUGCUCUGCCCUGUGGCCACCUUUUCUGCCAGGUCUGCAUCCUGCAGUGGGCACAGAUAAAUCCUGUGUGCCCACUCUGCAGAAGAACGAUAGAUACUGUCAGGUUUUCUGACAACACAGACAAGUCUCUGGAGAUUGUCAUCCCAGCCCCCGAGCAGCUGCCAGCAGCCACGAGCCAGGCAGGGAGAGCUCCUGGUGGCCAGGAUGAGAACAGCCCUCAUCCCCCUGUGCUGCCCCAUCCCUCUUCUCCUCAAGAGACACCACCCCGAGCUGUCGGCGGUGUCCUGCCUGAGGUCUGGGCACAACUUUUCCGCCAGCAACGGGAACUUCUGGAUCCUGUGCGGACUUGGCUGCGCCAAAGGACAGAGACCGUGUGUGGGGAGCUGUGGUGGCUGGCAGAGAGCUGCAUCCUGUACCUGCUCUAUGUGUAUGGGCCACACCAGGAGAUCAUGAUCGAGGGUUUGCAGAGUGUCCUGGAGGAGCACACAGUGCCACUAAUCCAGGACACCAUCGACAUCAUUGUGAGACACUGCAGCUCGGGGGCCCAGAGGCUGCUGCGCUCCAGUGCUGCUGCGGAUGAGAAUGACAGCCCAGCAGCCAGCAGCAGAUCCAGCUCCAGCUCCAGCUCCAGCUCCAGCUCCAGCUCCUCCAGCUCUCAAAUGGGGACUCCAGCCAGCAGCAGCCCUGCACUCUCCAUGGAGGAGGAGGAAGCCACCACAGGAGCCGCUGCCCAGCCCAGGGGGCACAGCCACCCCCCAAGUGUCACUAUGUCCGCAGGGCAGGACCGGCCCCAGCAGGAGCCAGAGCAGGAGGUGAUGUUGGCAGGUUCAUCUGCCCAGAGCAGCAGGCCCAGAUCUCCUGAUCCUCAGCAUCCCCCAAAGAAAAGGGCCCCUGAGCCCCAGGACUCUCCCCCCACCUGCAAGAGAUUCCCCCGCCAGCAGAACUAAAGGGCCCUUGCAACCCUUUAUUCAGGGAAAAAGAAAUAAAUUGUUAUUUCCCUUACACAGUCCCUUGGCACUGCUUCCUCAGCCUUCUGGUGCCUGUGCCCUUGUGCCCCACCAUGGCUGGCACCCAUGUGCUGAGGGGCGCUGCCACAGGCCCAGGGCCGUGCAGGCCGCACCUUUUCCACAGGAAAUCUGCUGCAGCCGAGCACCUGCAGGGCAGCAGAUGCCAAAGGCAAAGUGAGCAGCGGGGGUAGCUGGUCUCGACACAGAAUGAUUUAGGAGUGCUCCACUCUGGAUCUCUCUGCAUGCUGUGGAGCAGGGAUCAGAAACAGGGCCAAGGACAUGUGAUGCAGGUGUCUGAGGGAGAGCAUCAUGGAGAAGUAGAAACUGAAACUAGAAAACAGUAUUUCCUUUUUUCUCCUGACAACAUGUGCCUGCAGGGAUGGAAGGCACACUGUGUCAUCACAGUAUUGAGGAGCCUGAAGUGCAGACGGUGACACCACUGAGCACUGGAUUGUGACCUCACAUCCCUCACUGCUUAUCGUGGAGUUCCAAGGACUUGGAAUGCCUUUUGUGUUGUCACUGGGGGUGCAGGCUGGUGUCAGAGAGCAGUGGACUGUGACACCACAGGGGGAUGGAUUGUGACAUUGUGCCCCUCACUGCUUCCAUUCAGACAUUGGCAGGGCCACUUUGGCUCCAGCCUGAACUCCUACUGAGCGAGGCUGCAAGGCCCAGAGGAUCCAGGCAGCCAAGCUCUGGUGCUGGGCACGGCCUGUUCUUGGCACAUCUCGGUGCCAGUCCCGGAGCCAUCAGGAGUGAUAUGGCCACAGAGACAGGUGGCAACUGCCCCAUCUGCCAGGACUCCCAGAAGGAUGGGACUUCUGCUCUGCCCACCGCCACCGCUUCUGCCUGGGCUGCAUCCUGCGGUGGGCACAUGGGCACACAGAAAUCCCUCGUGCCCACUCUGCAGGACACCGACAGAGACCGUCAGGUUUUCUGACCACGCAGACGAGUAUCUGGAGACAGCCAGAACCGCCCUGGAAUAGCAGCAUUCCAGGUGUCAGGAACUGAGAAUCCUCCAGCUCCCCUCCCAAAUUCCCACCAAAAUCAGGAAUUACAGCAUUCUGAGCAUUGGG